Molecule: messenger RNA, 1706 nt
Organism: Vollenhovia emeryi
Lineage: Eukaryota; Metazoa; Arthropoda; Insecta; Hymenoptera; Formicidae
Gene: Vps26
Product: vacuolar protein sorting-associated protein 26B-like
Exons: 6
Coding region: 271-1398 (375 amino acids)
Biological process (GO): retrograde transport, endosome to Golgi; intracellular protein transport
Cellular component (GO): endosome; retromer complex
Source: RefSeq, a predicted model, not a curated record
GACAGCGCCAACAGCGCGCAUAGCUGAGUCGGCGAAGUGGGGAAGAGGGGGAAAGGGGCGCGUGCGCGCGGCCAUAUUGGCUACUUGUAACUUUCAGGAGGAACGAGUGAAAAAAUAACCCAACUUUUCCCAUCUCUCGUGCGCACAAGAAAAUGUUGCCCUGGAGAAUUGUCCAUUGAUCCGCGAUACGGCCGAUUCUGUCAUCGUGACUGCGGCGUGACGCCGAGCUAUCUCACCGUUCCCACGAAGGCUGUCCCUUUCCCUUAAAAAAUGAGCUUCUUCGGUUUCGGCCAGUCCGCCGACAUAGAGAUCACGCUGGACGGCGCUGAGACACGGAAGACCGCAGACAUCAAGUCCGAGGACGGCAAGAAAGAGCGGCACCUGCUCUACUACGACGGCGAGACCGUCUCCGGCAAGAUUAAUAUCAGUUUGCGGAAGGCUGGAAAAUUAGAGCAUCAUGGGGUGAAAGUAGAAUUUAUCGGACAAAUUGAGCUGUACUACGACAGAGGUAAUCACCAUGAGUUUACUAGCCUCGUAAAAGAACUGGCGAGGCCAGGGGAAUUGACACACAAUACGGUGUACACGUUUGAAUUCCCAAAUGUCGAGAAACCAUUUGAAAGUUACACUGGAUCCAACGUGCGACUGAGAUACUUUCUGAAAGUGACAAUUGUACGACGAAUUAGUGACGUUAUCAAAGAACUCGAAUUAGUUGUGCACACUCUUAGUUCCUAUCCAGAUAUGAAUAAUCCCAUUAAAAUGGAAGUUGGAAUCGAAGACUGUUUGCAUAUCGAAUUUGAAUACAAUAAAAGCAAAUAUCACUUGAAAGAUGUAAUUGUCGGCAAAAUAUACUUUCUGCUGGUUAGAAUAAAAAUAAAACAUAUGGAGAUAGCAAUCAUCAAACGAGAAACCACCGGUUCUGGCCCUCACACGUUUACUGAAAAUGAAACUAUAGCGAAAUACGAGAUCAUGGACGGCGCGCCCGUUCGAGGGGAGUCUAUUCCUAUAAGGGUGUUCUUAGCUGGGUACGAUCUGGCGCCUACGAUGCGCGAUAUUAAUAAGAAGUUUAGUGUUAGAUAUUAUCUGAAUCUGGUUCUCAUGGACGAGGAAGAUCGGCGAUACUUUAAGCAGCAGGAGAUUACAUUAUGGAGGAAAGGUGAGAAGAGCAGAAAGUCGCAAACGGCCUCACCGCACAUGCCGUCGCAUUUAGUAUCGGCUGAAACAGGAUUCCCGCAGGGCGCUGCGCAGAAUGGCCCACCGUCAGUGCCACCUGACUCUGGUGAACUGCCGACGAGUAAUGUUACGAACGCAGAGGAUGGCGCUCCGGCGCCAAUCGAAGGCAUGACACGAGAGGAAGGGGACGGCGAGGGUGAAAAGGAAGGCGGUCCAGAGAGUGAUUGAGUCUCAGCACAGCUCUGUUCCCGGUGCCAGUUACAGUCCAGAUUAGUUGAGAACGUUAAAUAUGACUGCAGUAUGCAGCAAAGGAAUUAGCUUAAAAAAAAAGUCUCCACCGCGUUGGGAGAUUUGUUUUUAUCAAGAGAAACAGCGGGAUGCGUAAAAGGCCUGCUAGCAAAGUUGUAAAUAUUUUGGAUACCUUAUAUAUAAUUGAGAGCGAAUGAUUUGUAACUAGUAGAAUACCGAUCAAAAUUAUAAUACUAUGGAGAAAUAGAUUUAAAAGACUUGGGGAUGUCUUGUCAUUUUGGAAGAGA